AUGUCUGACGCCACAUUACUACAAACAAUCAACAAGAUGGAUGCAUCCUCAAAUGAAAUGUCAAUUAGACCUGAGAAAAUUGUCGACUCUAAAUUACAAAUUCACAAAUAUUGUGUGCCAUAUUUAAAUGAAGAAAAGAUUUACAUUUUGGUGAUCAUCAAUGCAACAACAAAUCAAGUUUGGGUGUGGAUUGGAUCCCAAGAAGCCCCUACUUUUAAAUAUCUUUCUAUUGCUAUGCAAUCUCGAUUGUCUCCGACACCAAUUUGUACUUCAGUAAUUGGACACUCUUCAAUGGGCCUUCCUUCCAUUAGUUCUAGUAUUGCCGAGAGGCUUACCAUGAAAUUUAAACGAGUGUUCAUUGUGAGUUACAAUUUGAAGGAAGAUCAAGAUGGACAGUUACAAUUGUUCGCAGAAAAGAAUGUUUUUGAUAUAUUCAAAAAACUGCUCAAUUAA
Messenger RNA from Naegleria fowleri, 453 nucleotides. RefSeq lists its product as uncharacterized. Gene Ontology annotation, biological process: proteasome assembly. The record is from RefSeq and is a predicted model, not a curated record. The transcript is spliced from 2 exons. The coding region runs from base 1 to 453 and encodes 150 amino acids. Lineage: Eukaryota; Heterolobosea; Eutetramitea; Acrasida; Naegleriidae.